Messenger RNA from Ornithodoros turicata, 1467 nucleotides. RefSeq names its product tRNA (guanine(6)-N2)-methyltransferase THUMP3-like. Gene Ontology annotation, biological process: tRNA methylation. The record is from RefSeq and is a predicted model, not a curated record. The coding region runs from base 73 to 1302 and encodes 409 amino acids. The transcript has 8 exons. Gene Ontology annotation, molecular function: tRNA (guanine) methyltransferase activity; RNA binding. NCBI's taxonomy places the organism in Eukaryota, Metazoa, Arthropoda, Arachnida, Ixodida, Argasidae.
GCCUCCGCCGCAGCGCAAAAUAAGCGCGCUCAGCGAUGACGUCACAUACAUUCAUCCGGGCCACUAAGCAAAAUGGCAGCCUCGAUGAACGAAGACGCGCAAGAAGUGUCGAACACUACGAAUUACGAAUAUAAAGAUACUUGCCAAAUCGAGGCAACUGUUGUAACAGGUCUAGAAAGUGUAGCGAGAGAUGAGUGUGCUGAAAAGAUUGAGACAACGCCUGAGUACACGAGAGGACGAAUCUUCUUCGAGUUGCCCAUUGACAAUUUGCAGCAGGUGUGGAAACUUCAAGGAGUAGACAACAUCUACGUCGUCCUGGCCAAGUUUCCGCAGCUGGCAAUGCCCGCGGAGAAGGCCGACUUGGAAGUUCGGCUGACUGCUCUCGUGAACGAAGUGCACUGGACGACUGGGUUGGAAGCCUGGCGCCGCCUGAGCGGAAAUCCAAAUGACCUGUCUCUAGAGGAUUUCUUCUGUCGAAAAGAUGGUGCAUCUGGUGACAGCGCAAAGGUCCCAAAGUUUCGAGUCACUUGCAACCGAAGUGGGACAACUCACAAGUUCACUUCAAUGGAAGCUGCAGCGAUUUUCGGUGGUGCCAUCAACGAUACCUUCCAUUGGGGUGUUGACAUGAAGAACUUUGACAUUGAAGUAGUGCUCAAUAUUAGCGAAGAGCAGGUGUACGUCUGCUUGGGAAUUACACGGGGAAGCUUGCACCACAGAAAUCUUGAUCAGUUUGGGCCAACAAGUUUGCGGUGCACAAUAGCCUACAGCAUGUUGAGACUAUGUGAGAUAAAAAAGGGAGACAUCGUCUGUGACCCGAUGUGUGGCGGAGGAUCCAUUCCAAUCGAGGCCGCUGUCAACUGGCCAGACACGUUCGUGCUCUGCGGGGAUAACCACCAUCUAGCCACAGAGAGAACCCACGCCAAUUUGACGGCGCUUAAUGCCAAGAGAAAGGAUGCCAACAGAAACUGUGCCUUGGCUGACCUAGAGCAGUGGGAUGUCUGUCACCUUCCUCUGCGUAAUGGGUCAGUGGAUGUGUUUAUCUCCGACUUGCCCUUUGGGAAGCGCAUGGGCUCACGGCCAGACAACAGGACCCUCUACCCAAGGCUCCUGACCGAAAUUGGUCGUGUGUGCACUCCCGGCACUGGACGGGCCAUUCUGCUCACACAGGACAAGAAGACACUCUCUGUGUCUGUGGGGAAGUGCAGUUAUCUGUGGAGGCAGACCAGAGCGUAUGGUGCGAAUAUCGGUGGACUGGCGGCAGCCAUCUUCAUCCUCAAACGGACCAACAACAGUGCACGUUGAGAAAGGACGCUGCAUUGGACCGGUACCUGUAUUGCAUUUGGAAUCCAGUGGGUUCGGUACUUGCUUUAUUUAUUUAUUCCAAAGCCAAUGGGUCAUUAUGUUCAUCUUACCUGGGAGUCAUUUUGUGCCACUUCAGAUUUCAGGGAAAUAAAUUUGCUUAAAUUA